AUGAUGGUCAAUAUUCAUAGAAAGACAAUUAUACCAGAAGUUCGAAACUUGUAAUGGUUUGGGAAGGUGCGAGGCAGGAACAUGAUUAUAUUGCUCACCUAUCAGUGUGCCACAACGGCCAUACAGAGAAAAAGUCCUGAGGUAGUUCAGAGUAAGAAUAAAGUGUUGCCAUCAUCAGAUAUUUGAGCUGUUUGAACUUAUUUCAUUUCUUGUUCAAAUGGCUUCUCCACCCAAACCCUGGGAGGUCAAUGCUGGCGGUACGGCGUUGCCGCAAACUAGUAGUAGUACUGGAGCCGUUGGAGCAGUUGGAAAUGGACUACCCAGUCGUUCUCAAGCACCCUCUCGUCCUCACAGACCAGGCAUGGCGAAUGGCCCUCGCAACGGUGCGUACGGUACGGGCGCCAUGGGUGGCCUGGGCGGAGGACUGGCUGGUGGCGGUUACGGCGGCUUGGGUGGUGGCUAUGGCGGAAUGGGCGGCUAUGGCGGAAUGGGUUCUUACGGAGGCCUCGGUGGUGGUCUCGGUGGUGGAAUGGGCGGUUACGGCAGCAUGGGCGGGUACGGCAGCUAUGGUGGUCUGUCGGGCUACGGCUCGCCAUUCGGAGGCUAUUCGAAUAACCCGAUGCAUCAACAGCAGGGACAGCUAGGCGGGAGCCAGUUUGUGCAGAGAGCACAGGAGAGUACACAAACAGCUUUCCAAUCAUUGGCGGCCGUAGUGCAGGCUUUCUCAGCUGUGGCUCUGAUGCUCGACUCUACAUUCUAUGCAGUGUACAACUCAUUUCGGGCAGUUUUAGGCGUGGCAGUACACUUCAGUCAACUGAGGAAUCAACUUGUCGAUAGUUUGUCGUCGAAUUUUGUGACGAAUCUGGCCAGGCGGCUGCUGGGCAUUCUCAGGAGAAUCCUGGUGUGGCUGAGACUGCGCCAGCCGAAUAUGAACGACACAGUGUGGCAAGAGGUUGGUGGUGCCACCGUAGAGUCUGCUGCACGGGCUGCUGCUGCUGCUGUUUCUGGUGAUCGCUCACCGAGGCCUGGUUCAUGGCCAAUCUUGGUCUUCUUUGGAGUAGCACUUGGGGCUCCGUGGUUGAUCUGGACACUGCUGAAGGGCAGUACCGAUGACUCAGCAUCCGACCAGCCUAAUGACUGGGUGAAUGGUGUUGGGGAACACUACCGUGCCGUAGUCAUGUUUGAUUUUGAAGCGGAGAACCAGGACGAGUUAUCAGCCAAGGCUGGAGAGCAAUUGAAUGUUGCACCUAGAUCUCAACAGCCUCACAUCCGUGGAUGGGUGUUAGCAGGUAUCAAUGACAGACGCGGACUUAUUCCUAUGGAUUACAUCAAGCUUGUCCAGUCCGUUCCUGGAUCUGCUCCCGGUAACAGUGCUCCUGCUACCGCGGCUGCUGCUGCUGGUACCUCUCCUGGUGCCGCUGCUGCAGCUCCAUCCAUUCCAUUUCCUCCUGCGGCAACAGCAGCAGUGAGCAAUGCCAAUGGGGUCCCUUCGACGGCUGCAGUUUCAUCAUUACCAUCAAUACCAUCCCCUGCACCUGCAGCAGCGGCAUCGUCAGCAGAAGCGAGAUCAGCUAUUCCAGUGACUAGUCAGCCAGGCAAGGCCGCAUCAGCUAGCGAAGCUGAUAAGCCAUUAUAGUUAUUCUCGUAACAUGAAAUACACGGCGUGCAGAUUAUCCAAUCUCUUCAUCUCAACCUAUGCAGACCAUGCAGUGGCAUGGCCGCUUGAAUUAUACUGAUCAUACAACACACACAGUUUACAUGAGAAUACGAUCAGAAAAUAUUUUGAGGAUUAAAGCCUAUACACACACGCGCACGCGCGUGCGCCCGCGCGCGCUGCGCAUACAAUUGCUUGCCGUUGAAACUUCCCUGUAGCUAGCCAGUUGCUGAGCUUGUCACUGAGGCAAGCUAAUCAGCCAUCAUGCAUGCUUGCUGAUCGCUUUUUAAUUUUGUAAUUUGCUACUUUGAUUAGAAUAAUUAUUAAUGGUGCCGGUACGGUACACAUUGAACUGGCUGUUUAGCGCACUUGACGAGGAGUAAUUUGUUGUUUUUGUUGACCCUGUGGUUGUGUUUUCUCCUGUUGUUUUGCAAAGCUGCUGUCAGUGUGCUUUAGCAAGAGUGUUUCACUUUGUUAGUAUUGUUCUGUCAUCUUUAGGUUACAUUCUAUCAAGAGUACAUAACCCCCCCAGAGUAUGCAACACCUGAUCCAGCUCUGCAUAGGGUCUUGGUCGAGCGUAAUAGUAUCUUUGCGUCAUAAUACCGUACACACCUGAGGACAACCCGGGGAGUCGCAGAGACUCUUGGAUCAAAAAUAACGGUGCCCUGCCCUCGA
Sycon ciliatum is the source of this 2329-nucleotide messenger RNA. RefSeq names its product peroxisomal membrane protein PEX13-like. NCBI's taxonomy places the organism in Eukaryota, Metazoa, Porifera, Calcarea, Leucosolenida, Sycettidae. Gene Ontology annotation, biological process: protein import into peroxisome matrix, docking. The transcript is spliced from 13 exons. The record is from RefSeq and is a predicted model, not a curated record. Gene Ontology annotation, cellular component: peroxisomal importomer complex; peroxisome; peroxisomal membrane. Gene Ontology annotation, molecular function: protein binding. Bases 218 to 1636 code for a protein of 472 amino acids.